AUGCCUCCUCGGCUGAACAAACGCCAACUGCGCGAACAAGAGGAGCUGGCUGCCCUUGAGGUUCCAAAAGAAAGAGACGACGCGUCGGAGGCGGAAGAGAGCGAAGCCGAGGUACCACAAUCCACGAAGACUAUGGGCGGUGGUUUUGCGGCGCGGACUCGGAGACGGAGAGUGAUGCGCCUUCGGCCCCUCGGGCUACCAAAUCGAAGAAGGCUCAAGAAGAAGAAAAAGAAGCCUGCUAGCACUGAAUCCCCAGCUGCCCCCACACCGCCUCCCGAGGUGGCCGAAGUGAAAGCACACAAUGAAGCCAGCCCUUCGCCUUCUCCGAGUAUCUCCAAGAAGGAACGCAAGGCGGCGAAGAAACUGAAGGCGAAGGAGCAGAAGGACGACCGCGACGACGUCGACAAGGCGCUCGCGGAGCUAUCGAUCAAGUACCCGGACCUGCAGCAGGUCGUGGCAUCGACCAGUGCCUCACCUGCAGCCCGCAACACGUCCGCCGCUCUUGCAUCCCUGCUCUCCGUGUCCCUCCAGAACCUCGACGCUGAGGCGGAACUCCGCAAGUUCUUCGGCGCGAAAGUCAUCUCUGCCGCCAAAUCCGCAGAGUCGGGGCCGUCCAAGCGGGCGGCGGCUGCGGCGGCAAGACUCAAGUCGCAGGCGAAGGCGACACUCGCGCGCCCCAAGGGCAAUUGGUGGUCCGCGACCUACAGGCAAGGGUUGUCCUCGCGACUAUACACCCCGGAGGACGAAGAGCAGAUGCGCGGACGGCACGCGUGGUCGCCACUGCUCGGUGAGAAAGUGUGGACAGUGGAGUACAGUAAGAAGUACCGCUCAGUCACCCUUGCUUUCAUGCAGACAGUCAUGUCGGGAGACCCUGUGGGCUUCAACCAGAUCCUGGGUCAGAUGCCAUAUCAUGGCGACACGCUCCUGCAAAUGUCCGAGGUGUAUUUCCACAGGGAAGAGCAUAGUACAGCUGCAGACAUGAUCGACAGAGCGCUCUUCGGCUACGAACGGGCCUUCCUGGGCACUUCGUUCAACUUCACGGCAGGCGUGCACCGUCUGGACUUUGACCACGUGGAGAAUCGACCAUUCUUCCUGGCCGUGCAUCGACAAAUAAGCGAUCUACAACGCCGAGGCUGCGUGCGUACCUCAUUUGAGUUUGCACGAUUGCUCUAUUCGCUGGACCCUUGGUCGGAUCCUCACGGCGCGCUCUUGCACUUGGACUACCUCGCUCACAAAGCAAGUAUGGGCCAGUGGCUGCUCGAUGUCUGGGACUUCUUCUCGCAGGUCGGCGACGAUGAUGGUUUCCGCAACCGUCUGCGCCCGACCGUACUGCCGGGAUGGGCGUACUCCAGGGCGCUCGCUCUAUACUCUGACGAGGAGGCGAAAGGUCUGGACCAUGCUGCAAGUACCUCCGCGCUUGAAGAAGCAAUCCUAUCGUUCCCAACAAUAGUCCCCCUGCUCGCCGACAAGGCAGACAUCUCCCUUCCGGCGUCGGUCAGGGGGCAUUCUGCAUUCCGGGUCUAUCCGGAUUCUAGCUCGCUGCCGACGCCGUCUGCAGGGAUUCUCCAUCUGCUGUCUCAUCUCUACGCACAACGUUCGUCAAUACUCUGGAAGACACCCGAGAGAGCAUCUUGGUUCGCCCAGACGGUCAGCGCGAGCGUGACAUCGCUACCGCCGUCAUACGACACCACCUCGCCCGCAUACCUCGGCUUUGUCGCGCUCUUCAGCAGACCAGAGAUUGCGCACGGGGUCUACCGGCACGCGAUAGUUAACGAAUCGUCCUGCCGGCGGCUGUUCGGAUUCAUCCCGCGUGAAGUGACAAACGCGAAGAACCUCGCGUGCGACCCGCUGCCGCCGCCAACGCGCGUGAACGAGUACGACGCAGAGUUCUUCCGCGGCGCGGAGGAUGCGAUGAACAUUCAGCGCCGCAGCCGCAAGGCGAACGAGCGGCUCCUCCAGCAGCUCAUCCCCGACCCCGUCUUCCGUAGGCAGAUGGAGGACUUUUGGGCCGCGCACCCCGCGUUUCAGCGCCAGUUCCCCGGGGGCUUCGUUCACUUUGCGCAGAUCCUCCAGCAGAUUGACCCUGAGGCGGUGGAGGAUCUGAUGAUACAGGUGGCUGACCAGGCGGGCCAGGGCGCGGGGGAUGCGAUGCCGGGAGGGUUCGUGCCCAUGGCCGAAAUGUUUGGGGAGGCAGGUGUACCUGGUGUUGAGCCUGCUGGCGCUGAUGAUGCAGUGGACGAAGAGGAUGAGGACGAUGAGGACGAUGAUGAGGAAGAGGAGGUAGCGCCCUUACCAGUGCGGAUGCUGCGCAAUCUCGUGAACCGGUUCUGGGGGGGUGGCACAGUGGAGGAAGAGUCUUCUGACGAGGAUGAGGGAGAGGGAGCACACCUACCGGCGGAAGACGGUGUCGACUGA
This is a messenger RNA of Rhodofomes roseus, 2415 nucleotides long. RefSeq names its product transcriptional repressor TCF25-domain-containing protein. Lineage: Eukaryota; Fungi; Basidiomycota; Agaricomycetes; Polyporales; Fomitopsidaceae. The transcript is spliced from 7 exons. Gene Ontology annotation, biological process: ribosome-associated ubiquitin-dependent protein catabolic process; rescue of stalled cytosolic ribosome. Gene Ontology annotation, cellular component: RQC complex. The record is from RefSeq and is a predicted model, not a curated record. The coding region runs from base 1 to 2415 and encodes 804 amino acids.